GAAAAAAUCUCUCGACCACAAAAACAGCUGUCAAAGGUGCUACGCGAUUGUUGUGCAGUUUCCCGAUUUGUAUUUGAGUAAAAAUCGAUUCUUAUUUCUGUAAAUCGCAUAUUUUAUACGUUAAUACAUCGUCGCUGCACAGCGGCUAUUGUGGACAAAUUCAAUCCAAACAAUAAAUCGGCCAAAAUUGAGAACAAUAAAGGCAAACCGGGCCCGGGAAAGUCCACCAAAAGCAAACAACAGGUCAGCGUCAUGAAGCCCACAUUAGUCGCUGAUGAGAUGUUCCCGGAAGGGCCGGGACCAUUUAUGGACUUGGAGGAGGCGGGAGGAUCCACUGGUCUGUUGAUGGACCUGGCGGCCAAUGAGAAGGAUGUUCACGCUGACUUUUAUAAUGAUUUUGAAGAUCUUUUCGACGAGGAUGAGGAAAAUUUGGUGUGAAACAAUUUAUCAUAAGUAGUAAAUAAUAACGUUACGUUACAAUGUAAAAUAGAA
This is a messenger RNA of Armigeres subalbatus, 492 nucleotides long. Its product is annotated as COP9 signalosome complex subunit 9. The transcript is spliced from 3 exons. The record is from RefSeq and is a predicted model, not a curated record. The coding region runs from base 253 to 438 and encodes 61 amino acids. NCBI's taxonomy places the organism in Eukaryota, Metazoa, Arthropoda, Insecta, Diptera, Culicidae. Gene Ontology annotation, biological process: negative regulation of protein neddylation.